Sorex araneus (European shrew) is the source of this 3606-nucleotide messenger RNA. It is a transcript of the gene PPARD, whose product is annotated as peroxisome proliferator activated receptor delta. NCBI's taxonomy places the organism in Eukaryota, Metazoa, Chordata, Mammalia, Eulipotyphla, Soricidae. Gene Ontology annotation, molecular function: RNA polymerase II cis-regulatory region sequence-specific DNA binding; nuclear receptor activity; zinc ion binding. The coding region runs from base 332 to 1654 and encodes 440 amino acids. The record is from RefSeq and is a predicted model, not a curated record. Gene Ontology annotation, biological process: negative regulation of inflammatory response; regulation of lipid metabolic process; positive regulation of transcription by RNA polymerase II. Gene Ontology annotation, cellular component: nucleus. The transcript has 8 exons.
CUGGUGGGGGCGGGGCGGCCGCGCAGCGUGUGACGCCGCCGCCGCCGCCGCCGAGCCGGGGAUUAAUGGGAAAAGUUUUGGCAGCAGCCGGAGGAGCCUGCGGAGCCUGCGGGACGGCGGCGGCGGCUCCCGAGCCCGCCGGAACAGGGUGGUGCGGUGUUGGGGGCAUGUACCGGGCACUCUCGCGGCGGCUCCUGCACACCCACAGAUGAGGACAGGCCACCCGAGAGGCUAACAGGAGCUGCCCUGUAGCGGUCCCUCUGCGUCCAGGCCCAGAUGGUGCCAGAGCUAUGACCGGACCUGCAGGCGUGGUGCCGAGGGGUCAUCAGCCAUGGAGCGGCCACCGGAGGAAGCCCCUGCGGGCCGGGAAGAGGAGGAGAAAGAGGAAGUGGCAGAGGCAGAGGGAGCCCCAGAGCUCAAUGGGGGACCAGAGCAUGCCCUGCCUUCCGGCAGCUACACAGACCUCUCCCGGAGCGCCUCGCCCCCCUCGCUGCUGGACCAGCUGCAGAUGGGCUGUGACGGGGCCUCGGGCGGCCUCCACAUGGAGUGCCGUGUGUGCGGGGACAAGGCAUCGGGCUUCCACUACGGCGUACACGCGUGUGAGGGCUGCAAGGGCUUCUUCCGUCGCACUAUCCGCAUGAAGCUGGAGUAUGAGAGGUGCGACCGGAGCUGCAAGAUCCAGAAGAAGAACCGCAACAAGUGCCAGUACUGCCGCUUCCAGAAAUGCCUGGCCCUCGGCAUGUCCCACAACGCCAUCCGAUUUGGCCGGAUGCCCGAGGCUGAGAAGCGGAAGCUGGUGGCAGGGCUGACGGCCAGUGAGGGGAGUCAGCACAACCCCCAGGUGGCCGACCUGAAGGCCUUCUCGAAGCACAUCUACAACGCCUACCUGAAAAACUUCAACAUGACCAAGAAGAAGGCCCGGGGCAUCCUCACGGGCAAGGCCAGCCACACGGCGCCCUUUGUGAUCCACGACAUCGAGACCUUGUGGCAGGCCGAGAAGGGGCUGGUGUGGAAGCAGCUGGUGACCGGCCUGCCGCCCUACAAGGAGAUCAGCGUGCACGUCUUCUACCGCUGCCAGUGCACCACGGUGGAGACGGUGCGUGAGCUCACCGAGUUCGCCAAGAGCAUCCCCAGCUUCGGCAGCCUCUUCCUCAACGACCAGGUCACGCUCCUCAAGUACGGCGUGCACGAGGCCAUCUUCGCCAUGCUGGCCUCCAUCGUCAACAAGGACGGGCUGCUGGUGGCCAACGGCACCGGCUUCGUCACCCGCGAGUUCCUGCGCAGCCUCCGCAAGCCCUUCAGCGACAUCAUCGAGCCCAAGUUCGAGUUCGCCGUCAAGUUCAACGCCCUGGAGCUCGACGACAGCGACCUGGCCCUCUUCAUCGCCGCCAUCAUCCUGUGCGGAGACCGGCCGGGCCUCAUGAACGUGCCCCAGGUGGAGGCCAUCCAGGACACCAUCCUGCGCGCGCUGGAGCUCCACCUGCAGGCCAACCACCCCGACGCGCAGUACCUCUUCCCCAAGCUGCUGCAGAAGAUGGCAGACCUGCGGCAGCUGGUCACCGAGCACGCGCAGAUGAUGCAGCGCAUCAAGAAGACCGAGACGGAGACCUCGCUGCACCCGCUGCUCCAGGAGAUCUACAAGGACAUGUACUGAGGGGCGCCUGCGGGACGGGCCCGGACGGAGGGGGACAGAGGGACUCGCGGGCCCUAGCCGGCCCCGGUACCGCCCUCCCUGGCCCAGACCCCGGCUCCCCUGCUCCCCGCCCGCCUUCUCUCUUCCCCUUUCUCCUCUCACUUCUGUGUUCUUCCUCUUGAGUCCCUUCUCUUGCUUUCUCUGGCCCCCUCCCCCCACCCCACCCCUAACCGGCCCCCCUUUUCUUCCCUCUUUUGGUGAGUUUAUACGGUUUCACCAGCAGCAUAGAACAGGACCUCCGCUUUCGUCCCCGCUGUCCGCGGAGCAGGAGGUGCAGAGAAGGGGGAACCCCCCGACUUCUGCUCCGUCUUCCCAGCAAAGAAACUUGAGCCAUCCAAAGAAACACUAAGCAUUCUGGGCCCGACGCGGGCCUGACUGUGACCCCCCAACUGUGGCAACAUGGCAGCCUCCAGUCACUGGGCCCAGCCCUGAGCAAGGACCAGGAUGGAUGCCACCCCCCAAAGGUCACCACCCCACCCCAAGGCCAGCCCCGGCAUCCCCCCUCCCCCGCCAGGCUGGCCCUACUCCAACAGCACAGCACAGCCCUACGGGCACCCACCCACCACCCUUUCCUCCUGGUGUCCGUCUUCCACGCCAGCGCCACCGAUUGCCCCCUGCGCUGGCCGCUGGGGGCACCCCCAGCCUGGAGAGAGGGUUCCCUCCCGGCGGGGGGGCCCCCACUGAAGAGGAGGCGGGAGGUCGGAGCGGCAGCGCUGCCUGGGGUCAGCCCUCGCCCUCCCUCGGCCACGCUCUCUUCUCUGUGGCGGGAGAUGCUGGCCCAGGCUGGAGCCCCGCUGCGCCUCAGCCCCCCACACUCCCUGCCUGGAGCUGCCACUCCAGUGAGCACUGAGGUCACUUUCCCGCAGGCUGUGCGCCCCGCGCCCCCACCAGCCAGGACUCCCAGGGCCUGGCCGCGCCCCUGCUGAGUCAGCUGAGCACUGGGGGGAGGUGGGAGGGGGGAGCGGACUGGCACAGCACCCUGAUCACUGGCAUCCACUGGUCCCCAUAGCCCUGCUGCACCCGCUUACCCCAGACUCAGCCCAGCUGGUCACCGGGAGCUUGCCCUGCGUGGACCCCGUGACCGUGAUCUUGCACACCCCUCCACCCCCUUACUCCUGGCGGAGUGACUCGCACCCAGGGGAGAGGCCAGUGUCCCAGCAGGAGGGCAGGGAGUUCUCCCAGCCAGGAAAUCCCUAAGGGUUGAGCGCCUGGCCCGGGCCUCCCAGAAACGGGAGUGGGGGCAGGGAAGCCUAAGGGGAGGCUCAGCCCCCACGGAGAUCCCAGCCCAGAAUCCCCACCCGAGCCUCGAGCCUCGCCACUCCCAAGUCCCACCCUCCUAGUCUGCCCCGCCCAGAUUACCCAGGUCCCACCCUCCCAGCCUCGCCCCACCUAGAUUUCCCAGGUCCCGCCCUCUGCCUCGCCCCGCCCAGGUCCUUAGGUCUCCCCCUCUCAGCCUCGCCCCGCCCCGCCCAGGUUUCCCAGGUCCCGCCCUCUCGGCUUCGCCCCGCCCCGCCCAGGUUUCCCAGGUCCCGCCCUUCCAGCUUCACCCUGCCCAGCUUCUGCCCUUAUGGCACUGGCACCUGUCAGGUUCCUCCCCAGGCCCCAAAUCUCUUGCUCCCUGCAAGUCCCCUCCACACGCACCCCGGUCCCCAACUGACCAGGGAUUGGGUCAGGGGUAAGCCCAGUGGGCCAGUGCUGGGGCGGGAAACGACCUGACCUCCCCCUCCCCUUCGUGCGCGCUCCCCGCCCCCCAUCUGGUGCUGAGGAUAGAGCCCUUCUCAGUGUCUGAACAAUCUCCAAAACUGAAAUGUAUAUUUUUGCUAGGAGCCCCAGCUUCCUGUGUUUUUAAUAUAAAUAGUGUACACAGACUGACGGAACUUUAAAUAAAUGGGAAUUAAAUAUUUAAGAGUUGA